UCCUCGACUCGACCGUUUCUUUCGACGCCUGCCGACCGCCGAUUGUCUUCGAUCUCUCUCCUUCCCAAACUCUCGUGGCGGGGGAACUUAGAAUCGCUUUUUUCCUCCCUACCAUUCCUUUCCCAUUUUGCUAGUUGUUUUGCUUCGCCCGACAUGAUUAUCGACGGGGAGAAGUACGCCUGCGAGGCCUGCGUUCGGGGUCACCGUGUUAGCAACUGCCAACACUCUGAUCGUCCCCUUCAACAUAUUAACAAGAAGGGACGCCCCGUCUCCCAAUGUCAACAUUGUCGCUCCAUGCGCAAGUCUCGCUCUGCUCACAUCAAGUGCGAUUGUGGCGAGAAGACGAGCAAAUGCGCUCACCUGCAACCUUUAGCCGACGGCCAUCGAGAGACUUGUUGCUGCAACCACGGUGGUCGCUGCACUUGUAGCCACAAGAAAGAACCAGCCCUCGACACCGUCCCCGAAUCCGACUCAGACAAGGAAGCUCUCCCUCCUCGACCGAAGCCGCCCGUCCGCAGGCGGCGUGCGAACACGGUCCAUUCUGAUGGCAUGUUGACCUUUGAUGAGCAUGGCCACCACAAACCAGCUCACAAGCUCAACAAGGCUUCUCAGAAGUGCGGGCCUUAUCAACUCAACCGUGUCAAUUCCUUGCACAGCACCAGCAGCUUGGGCAGUCACUCUCCGGAGCGCAUCAGCGACAUCCCUCUCAAGGAUCCCGUAUCAGGCCGUGUCGCACCUCUCCAACAGAGACUAGUCAAGUCUGAAGCUGCCUCUCCACUCAUGAGAGGUUCAUCGAGUUUCCAGCAACUUAACAACCAGCUUCCGCCCCUUGAUCUUUCUGGCAUUGAGUACCCAACAUACGUACCCAACGCCUCUUUUGACCUGUUUGGCGGAUCGGGAAUGUCGUCGGAUCAUGAUGCGCCUAUCUUUAGUGCUGGGCUGAGCGCUGCGUCCGUGGAUUGGAGCCACAUCGAUCUCACUGACAGGACGGAUAAGUUUGCUCCCUCAAGUUACAGCCAGGCUGGCGCUCAGAGCUUCAAUGGCAUAUUCGACUUUGGUACGGGCUCCGAGCCCGCUCCCACCCUCGCCGCGACUACUUCGACAUCUGGAGAGGUCUCUGAAGUAGAGGACAACUUCAUCGCUGGCGACAGUGACUACGACGGCUUCGGCACUGGAAGCAACAGCUUUAUCCACCCAGCAAGUUUCCUUGCUACCAGCGCAGACCUUAGCACGAUUGACUACGACAGCUUCGCCAAAUCGAACAACAAGUACAUGGCGGCUCCUUCUUCAUUUGAUGACGGCGGCCCGAUUGCUGGCGGUUCCCUCACUUUUGACGACGACCCAGCGUUCUGGGGUCAGCAGUUCAACGACGGCAUCGCCACAUACCAAGAAUCGCCAGACGGUCUGCCUGCGUUUCAGCCGGAACCCUGGACAAUGCCUUAGGCGUUUUGAUAUGAUGACAGUUUCGACGCUUGCACGCCAUGAUAUCCAGUCCAUCGACUUUAGACGGCAAGCACAGGCGCAAGGAAUGCGAGCAUAGGCGGGACGAGACUUUGUGGUGGACGACUGGAUAGAUGCCCGCUACGAUAUCCAUACCUGGAGUUGGCGUAGAUCUCUUGUUUUUUUUUCUUCAAUUUUGUUUAA
This is a messenger RNA of Colletotrichum phormii, 1644 nucleotides long. Its product is annotated as copper fist DNA binding domain-containing protein. The transcript has 3 exons. Gene Ontology annotation, cellular component: nucleus. Gene Ontology annotation, biological process: intracellular copper ion homeostasis; intracellular iron ion homeostasis; positive regulation of transcription by RNA polymerase II. Gene Ontology annotation, molecular function: copper ion binding; RNA polymerase II cis-regulatory region sequence-specific DNA binding; DNA-binding transcription factor activity, RNA polymerase II-specific. The coding region runs from base 154 to 1443 and encodes 429 amino acids. Lineage: Eukaryota; Fungi; Ascomycota; Sordariomycetes; Glomerellales; Glomerellaceae. The record is from RefSeq and is a predicted model, not a curated record.